Molecule: messenger RNA, 1125 nt
Organism: Benincasa hispida (wax gourd)
Lineage: Eukaryota; Viridiplantae; Streptophyta; Magnoliopsida; Cucurbitales; Cucurbitaceae
Product: RING-H2 finger protein ATL8
Source: RefSeq, a predicted model, not a curated record
GCCGUUAGAAUUGGGGUGGGUGAGUCUAAUCGGAAGCUCCGAAAAGCGGAAAAACGCAAGCCCGAUUCCCGUGUCCAGUAUAAAAGCCCCUCAAAAUCCCCUCGAAACGACAAACGUUACGCCCACGGUUGAUUCAAAACGACUGCCCUUCUCAUCUCUCAUCUUAUAGGUCUCUUCCUUUCUCUCGCCGCUUCAAAUGCGUCCCUUCAGGUACCUUGCCGGCGUCAACUCCUCCGCCAUCUCCGACACGCCCGAGCCCGAGAGGUAUGACUCUGACUUCGUCAUAAUCCUCGCUGCCCUCCUCUGCGCCUUGAUUUGCGUUCUCGGUCUUGUUGCUGUUGCUCGCUGCGCCUGGCUACGCCACCUCGCCGGCGAUGGUGGCGGCGCUGCUUCCACUCGUUCUCCUCCGCCUCCUGCCUCCAACAAAGGUCUCAAAAAGAAGAUCCUGAGGUCUCUUCCGAAGUACACCUUCACCGCUGAGUUUUCUGCUCAGUUCUCAGAUUGCGCGAUCUGCCUCGCGGAGUUCGUUGUCGGUGAUGAAAUUCGGGUGUUGCCGCAGUGUGGCCAUGGAUUUCACAUGUCCUGCAUCGAUAUGUGGUUCCGAUCUCACUCUUCCUGUCCUUCCUGCCGUCAGAUUCUGGUGGUAAGUCAGUGCCAGAAGUGCGGCGGUUUUCCGGCGAGCUCAAGUUCGAACGGUGGGACGGAAUCCAGAGUAAAAGAGGAAGGAGAUGAUAAGACGAAUAGCGGAGAUGGCAUAACUUCACAGUACAGACGAUGAAUUCAAAAAGGGGAACAGUAUGAGUAUCAUGUGGAUGGUGGACACUGCAACAGCCAAUGUGAUUUGUUUAAUUCCAUUUUGGAUCGCAUUUUUCAGCAGCAAAUGGCUUCCCUCUCUGCAUCUCUCUUCAACAAAUGCCAAUUUCUCUCUUUCCUCCCCACUGAAGAUUUUAAGAGGUCAGAUCCAUAAAGUUUUCAAAAUGGAAUAAUUCUGCAACUGCUCCAUUUGCUAUUUAAAAAUUACCAAAUCCCCAAUCCAUUUUUUUUACCUUCCAUAGCCAUGGCUGCUCUCUGUCCUUUUCACUUUCACUUAUAUGAUAAUCACUAUCAAAUUUUUUAGGUUUUAAA